AUGCAGCUGCCCUACCCAGAGGAGCUGGGCGCACAAGGAUCGCUGGCCUAUGCCAACAUCAGGGAGACAUUUCGGCAGAUCCACACGACCGAAGGCCUUGUGGCCCUGUACAGAGGUGCCUCUAUCGUGUGGCUAAAGGGGCCUUUGACUGUUGGCCUGGCUUUCGGCGUGAACGAUGUGUUGAAGGGCAUUCUUCACAAAAGGCGGGCGUCAGACGAGCACGACCAGUAUGUCGCCCUCCCCGGCCAGCCUGUGACGGAUGGCGCCGCAGCGCAGAAGCUGAGUGCAGUGGAGAGCUUGGUAGUUGGCGGAGCAGCUGGAGCAGUUGCCAAGACGGUGAUCGCACCUCUGGACAGAAUCAAGAUCAUGUACCAGACGGAUAAGACCCGCCGUUUCUCCUGGCGGGAUGUGAUCUUCCGCUUGAAAGAAAUACACAGCUCUGAGGGUGUUCCUGGGCUUUGGAGGGGGCACGGUGCAACGCUGCUUCGCGUGGUGCCCUACUCUGCGACGAGCUUCACCGUCUUUGAGCCCUACAAGGCCUGGCUACGUUACACAGUGCCCGACCUGGGUGACGUGCAG
Messenger RNA from Symbiodinium sp. CCMP2456, 579 nucleotides. The record is from the annotation of a GenBank genome assembly. NCBI's taxonomy places the organism in Eukaryota, Dinophyceae, Suessiales, Symbiodiniaceae.